CGGUCGGCGACGACUAGAUUGCUCUAUACGAAUCUUUUCAAGAUUCGCAUCGCAAGUUACGAGGAAACGCUUCGAAAUACGAAGCGUAAUACGAAAGCUUGCGCGGCAUGUCCUGCGUAUUCUUGAGAAUUUCUUCGCAAGAAGCUUCGAGAUCGGGAAACGGAUGCGCUGAACUCGAGCCGCAUUGCAGGAGAUAUCACACUCGUACCACCUACUUGUCCGACACGGUGUCCUCUAUUGCUUGUCGCGUGGGAGGUGCAGGCGUGAUUUCCCGUGGGUCCCUGUCUGCUUCGUGCUCCCGGAAACUGCGUCCCUCAACGUUCAUUUGUGGCAAUGGAUGGUGGAGCAAUGGUGGAGUCAAAACAAUCGCCCUUGCCGGACGACGCUCUGCUGGCCGUGCUGGCCUUCUUGUCGCCGGCGGAGCUCCUGCGCUGCCGCCUGGUGUGCCGCCGCUUCCGAGACCUCUGCCUGCAUCCGGAUUUGUGGCGGUCUGUCUGGCUGUCGGACGCCGGGCUGCUGCGCGCCGUCCUCCGCCUGGCCCCCUGCCUGGGCAGUAUGUUUCUCAAGGACAUGUUCUUCAGGCCCACCUUGCAGGCAGUGGCCCCCCUCGUGCCGAGCAUAACGUGCGCAGUCGCUUCUGUCACCUUCAUGAUCCAACAACAGGAAAGUGUGACCUUGGUCAUAGACCUGAUCCGAAAGUUGUCUGCUUUGGGUGGUUUAAGAGUGGUUCAACUUGACACGUUGAGUGAGGUGCAUUUUCCACCUGCGUUCUUUGAACUGAUCUACGGUCUUAAAGACCUCUGCGAACUGGAAUUGAGGAUGCAAUGCUCUCCACCACUGUCGGAUGCACUACUUUCGACACAGGCGGUGAAGCCAUCUCUAACCAAGCUCAUUUACGGAUAUUCGGCAGACUAUUUCGUCCAGUUGUUGUUGAGGACACAUGCAGCCACUCUGGAAAAUGUGUGCCUCAUGACAGGAGGGCAGCUUCCCUCGGCGUUGCGCACGAUUGUUGCACCAAAUCUGCAAUCAUUGACCUGCCACUUGAACAGCGACCUGGCUUAUUCUGAAGCGUUAUCCCAUGUUCACAAGCUCAAGUUGAUAGCUUUUGGAGAGUACCCAUUCCCCCCCGAGGCUCUGGACUUCCUUCGGCAAUCGGCACAGCUCCGAUCCGUGAAGUUGACUUUCGUAAAAGCCUUGCCGAGCCCGGCGGAUCCCCUCUUCGCUCUUGCGGCGUCGCCGUCAGCCCCCUCUCUUGAAUCUCUAAGUCUGUUGUGUGCGUCGGACUCGCUGAGGGCGAUGGCCGGUGUCCUGGCACGGUUCCCCUCCCUGCAGACGCUCACAAUCUCGAUUUUGCAGUCCAUCACCUACAUGUCUGCGGACGCAAAGCUCUGCGACGACUUCAUGCGGGCGGUGAGCCCAGAGUCGGCGCCCCGCCUCACCUCGCUGACGCUGCCGCCUGUAAAGGGCUGCAUUCACUCCUGGUUGCACGGCCCCGCUGUCCAGGACCUGCUGGCCAGGAACCCUGGCCUGCACCUUCGCGCGGACUGUGAUGCCAUGGAGUUCCCGGCGCCGCACUGUGAUUGCCACUGGUGUCGCUGGGGGUGCCACCAAGAGCUCAAGACCGCCGCCGGGCUGCGACGAUGUUCGUUCGCGGCGCACUUCAAAGAGGUCGGCUGCCCGAAGGGCUGCGUCAAGUGGCUGUAAGCCUACCUUACAGUGUACUUUGUACGCAGUGCGAUUGAAUGUCAACGAAAAUUGUGCAUAACCGCGUCAUCGUCAUGGUCCAUACGAGGUUGUACGGCACGAAAUGUGCAACUGAUCUCUGCAUGCUGUUGACGUGGUUGUAGGAUACAUGUGCUUGAGCAUGGUCCUGCGUGUCUGGGAGUUGUCUCACAGCACAAUCAAGAUUUUAGAAAGACUCACAAUGAGGUCUAUGAGUAACUCGCCGUCCACUAGCUUUAUAUAAGUUUAAUUGUUCCUGACGGUGAAACAUCUUUAUUUUCCUUGUAAGUGUAAGAGCACUGAAUAAAUGAAUUAAA
Messenger RNA from Thrips palmi, 2039 nucleotides. RefSeq lists its product as uncharacterized. Gene Ontology annotation, molecular function: protein binding. The record is from RefSeq and is a predicted model, not a curated record. Lineage: Eukaryota; Metazoa; Arthropoda; Insecta; Thysanoptera; Thripidae. The transcript has 5 exons. Bases 334 to 1704 code for a protein of 456 amino acids.